AUGAGUCGUUCUGGAGACAGUCGUGAUGGCCCGGCACAUUUCUCGCCCUUCCAGGAGCCGCUGAGCUCGGAGCGACAGCAGCCUGCCACCCCGGAGGCAGCCGGUCCAGCGGCUCGUCCCAUUAGACCUCAUCACCAGCCUGCAUUUUCUACUUUGACGAGCUCGGCAGGCGCACCUCGCCCGCCUGCACGUCGUAUCAGCGUCCCCGUUCGCCCUGCUAACGCCUCCAUCGUUGCAAACAGAACAAAUCCUUUCUCGCGCAAGCCGCCUCCCAACCUAGAUCAGCCUUUUGUUCCUCCCCCGACGAGGUCGUACGCCGUACCGUUGCAGCCGGUGCGACCUCCUACUCUGCCAUUUAGACCGCCCGUCCUCAAAACUUCCUCUUCUCGUCCAAGGCAGCCCUUCAUUCCUCCGACUCUCAAGCCAUCCUCCCUUCAAAACUCUUCAAGCUCGACUCUCAACCUCAUCACCCCCAUCUCUGGGCCGCCCUCUUUUGAAUCGGAAUCCGGCCCAUCUCGAUCUUUCGUCUCUUGCAAGCUCAGGCCCCCUCACAAUCCACCGGAGUCCGCCUCCUCGGCUUCUGAUGAGGGCCCCGCCUCCUACUCCUCGACUUCCACUCAGGACUCCUUUUGUCCUAUCCCUUCGACGGCUGCCUCUACCUCUCGCAAUAUUCCCUCAAAGUCUCCUGCUACCACUCGCAAGUCAUCUCCUGCCAAACACUCUUCUACCUCCGCCAAGUCGUCAAAAUCCCCUUCUACCGCACCCAAGUCAUCUCCUGCCAAACCCUCCUCUACCUCCGCCGAGUCGGCUGCCCGUAAGCCUCGCUGCUUCGGCAAAGCGCCGCCGCCGCCUGCACCCGUGCGGACAAAGCCGCCUGUAGUAACUUCAAACACCUUCUUCACGGCAACUGUGAGCGCUGCCGUGGACCCUUCGAUGGGUGGCCCUUCGCGUGGAGUAGGAGUCACGAUGCAGGCUACUCCGCAGGCGAGAGCAGAGCCAGUUGUGGUCAAAGUCGCUUUGAAGGACAGCCUGCCCGUCAACGCCGGCCCUUUUGUGGAGGAACUUGUGGAUCCUCGACGGGUGUACCCAGGAUCGGAUCGCCCGGUCAUUAUCGGCUACGAGGAUCUUCCUCGUCCCGAUGAAGGCCCCGGUCGCAUCGCUCCCCUCACGAUCCGCUAUAGGAUCGGAGUACCCUUCAAGGACACGCCGGCGGAGCGAGAGGAGCUUCAAUCAACAGUCCGCGCACAGAUGAGGCAGCAUCUGGGGACAUGGGCAGAAGGGCAGGAUCCCGUCACCCACUUGCCCUUGCGACAGCGGGGCCAACUGAAAGCGGUCGACGUGACCUUCGCCUCCGUAGAGCAGUUCGUCGCCGCGAAGACUGCGGAGCUGCAGUACCGCGGUCGCGAUCUCAGCCCCCUGUUCUGCGGUCUGGCGCUCGACCCCCGAAGGCAGUGCAUUGUGGUCACGCAACUACCACGCGAUGUGGGGAUCAGCGAGCUACUCAGAGGCUGCGCUGAGGCACUGAAUCCGUGGGGGCAAGUGAUGGAAGCCUGGACACCAUAUGGAAUUCUGCCUGGAGUGCCUCCAACCUUCCUGCGCAAGCUGGUGCUCCUCUUCGAGCGCGGGGCCGCCGUCCGUCCGAGGGAUCUGCCCGGCUACGUUCGCCUAGACGGCGAGUCAUUCGAGUUAAUCUUCCACGGCAGACUGGCCUGGUGUGGCUUUUGCCGAGGGGAGGCAGCAUCAUUCCAUCUCUAUGAGAAUUGUCCGCGAAGGAGAUGUAAUCGCUGCCACGAGCGCGGACAUCUGGAGAAAGCCUGCCCGCUGAGUCAAGCUGACCGCAAGAGGAUGAGAGCGGCCGACGGGGUCGGAGACGCUCCAUGA
Messenger RNA from Jaminaea rosea, 1881 nucleotides. RefSeq lists its product as hypothetical. The transcript is spliced from 2 exons. Gene Ontology annotation, molecular function: nucleic acid binding; zinc ion binding. NCBI's taxonomy places the organism in Eukaryota, Fungi, Basidiomycota, Exobasidiomycetes, Microstromatales. The record is from RefSeq and is a predicted model, not a curated record. The coding region runs from base 1 to 1881 and encodes 626 amino acids.